Molecule: messenger RNA, 3008 nt
Organism: Nymphaea colorata (pocket water lily)
Lineage: Eukaryota; Viridiplantae; Streptophyta; Magnoliopsida; Nymphaeales; Nymphaeaceae
Product: ubiquitin-like domain-containing protein CIP73
Exons: 16
Coding region: 189-2588 (799 amino acids)
Cellular component (GO): BAT3 complex
Molecular function (GO): misfolded protein binding; polyubiquitin modification-dependent protein binding
Source: RefSeq, a predicted model, not a curated record
UUGAACAGAAAAAAUUGAAAAACAUUUUGCAGUGUACCGAUUGGGGUUUGAGAGAGGGGAGGGUUGAAAGGGGUUUGGAAGAGAUACGAUCAAGAAUCCCCUUCUCUCUCUCUUUCUCUCUCCGUUUCUUGAUUCGUGGGACUCGUUGAAUUGUCGGAAACUCACUUCUCUCUCUCAGCAGGAGAAGGAUGGGAUCUCACGGAACCGACGAAGUCAUGAUACCAAGCGAGAUGGAGCCGAAUUGCUCAGAGGCCAUUGUGGAGAUAAAGAUAAAAACUUUGGAUUCUCAAACAUACACUUUACGUGUCAACAAAUAUAUGCCAGUGCCAGCUUUGAAGGAACAGAUAGCAACCGUAACAGGUGUAUUGUCAGAACAGCAGCGUCUUAUAUGCCGUGGGAAGGUUUUGAAGGAUGACCAGCUUCUUUCAGCUUAUCAUGUAGAAGAUGGCCAUACAUUGCACCUAGUUGUUCGACAGCCUUUUCAUUCAUCAUCAACAUCUGGGGCUGGCUCAACUGGACCUGAGAGGAUGCCGAAUCAAUCAGGUGCUGAUCCUGUUGCAAGCUCCACACGUGGUCAAGGCAACACUGUAGCAGCUCACAGCGUGGUGCUUGGAACCUUUAACGUUUCUGAUCAGGGAGAUGCGGCUAUGUCUGAUGUCAACCGGUUUCUUUCUGCUGUGCUUACUUCUGUUGGACUUGUUAAUCGAGGGGCAAGAAAUGAAGAAAGUGAUUCUGGGCCGCAGGUCACUGGCCCUGAAAGGCGUGAAAGACUGGUGGGCACUACUGUUAUGAUGGACCCGGCUCCUCGUCAUCAGCCUAGCUUGGCAACUUACAGGGCUCAGCUGGAUUCCCUGCAUGGUGGUGCAUUUCGAUUUCCAACAUCUAUGUCAGCAGGUCCUUUGCUGCCUCUGGUUAUCCCAGAUUCUUUAACCACUCUUUCUCAGUAUCUGCACAAUAUGAGGCAAGAGUUUAGCAUCAAUGGCCAGGAUCAUGACAUUAAUCUGCCUGCUGGAGAAGCACACAAUCUCGAAUCACAUAAUCCAGAUACUGUCGCACGAGCAGAUUUAGUGCAAGGUGGACUGCCAACACCAGCCGCACUGGCUGAAGUUGCAACGUCGACGCGGCAGUUUCUCAUUGAACAAGUUGGAGAUUGUUUGUCUCAACUUGCAAGACAGUUACAAGAGGAAGCUAAUGUAACGGAUCCCAUGGUGCGCACAAGCAUUCAAUCCAGUGCAAUGAGGACAGGAGUUCUAUUGCAAAAUGCAGGGGCUCUGCUGCUUGAGCUUGGACGUGCAACAAUGACACUGCGCAUGGGGCAGACAACUUCUGAAGCUGUUGUUAAUGCUGGACCACCAGUUUUCAUAUCCACAACUGGUCCAAAUCCUAUCAUGGUCCAGAGUCUCCCUUUUAUUCCUGGAACUGGUUUUGGAACAAUUCCCAUGGGCAUCAUGCAUCCAGGUCACGCUUUGGCAAAUGGGGCACUUGGUACUGGUUUUGUUCCUCGAACUAUCGACAUAAGAAUACGAACAGGAUCAUCAGGCAGUGCUGACCAAGGUGAACAUGCUGCUGGAACUCAAGUUGGGGCAAGCGAUCAAGCAAGACCUACUGGUGGUGGAAUUUCCAUGCAAAACGUGUCACCCUCUUCAGGGUUUCCAUCUGUGGCCACAGAAUCUGGUGGAGUCCGGGUGGUUCCUGUUAGGACAGUAGUUGCAGCUGUGCCUGCUGCUGUCAGUCGUCCAGCAUCUGAUGCAUCUAGUGGUGGAGCACUUGGAGUGUUCUAUCCUCUCCUGGCAAGGAUUCAGAACCUAGAUCCAGGACAUUUUAAUGAUGCCAGCAGGUCUACACGUGCUGGUGAUCAUCACAGAAAUACUGAAACUGAUGAACAUCAGGUUUCUGAAUCUUCCAUACGAUCCCAAAAUGUCUAUUCUGCAAGGGAGAACAGUUCCAUCAAUUUCUGUUCUAAUGACACAGCACCUCAACAUCAGGGUGCGUCCGCUUCCAAUCCUUCAGAACCUUCUCAAGCAGUUCCUACCACAACUGCGUCUGAUGUUCAAGCUGGAGCAAGUGCUCCCUCAGAUGGUAAUCAACAAGGCUAUAUGUCUGAGGCCUUUAGCAGAUUUGAUCAGUUCCUUCGCACUGUAUUCUCUGGCAAUCACAUGCAUAGCGGCACCGGAAUUCCGGGCUUGAGCACUGGACUGCGGGAAACAUUCCCACAAAAUGAGCAAUCAGGUGAAGCCUCAGGAAUUCCACAAACAGAUAGAGCAUCAGGGACAGCCCUUGAUCAAGGAAUGUUUUUGUCUCAAGUGUUGCAUCAGGCCAUGCCAUUCAUACAUCAACAUCUGGCACAGGAGGCCAGCCCUCCUCUAGUCUCGGGUGCUUGUCAUGAGACAUCGACGAGUGCCAACACCACUAUUGAUACGCCAGCCAGUUCCUCGUCUGAAAAUAUCCAACGUCAACCUCCUGGAACAGAUUCAUCUCAACAGGUCGAAAGGAAGAGAACAUGUGAUGGUGCAGGCAAUGACUUGCAGCAUAUUGAUGGUCCUGAUUCUAGUCCCCCUGAUUGCAAGCGUCAGAGGAAACAGGAGUGAUUGAGUGAUGGACUACUCGGUUAGACAUUUAUGCUCGUGCAUGAACAUCAGCAAAAAGAUCAUUUAGUCGACGGCAUGAUUGAAGAUUUUCAAUCUCCUACAAGCAUUCGGUCAGUUGACUGCCUGAAUGAUGGGUCCAAUUAUUAUUCUGCUUGCUGAUUCUUGUUCAAGUGACUGAAAAGUGCUUGAUCAGCAAAUCUUUCGGUCGGAUCCCAGGCGGAAUAAGAUGUGUAUAUCCAGAAAAGGUGGACUGUUUCUGUAUGUGGCGGAUCAAGCACUGCUAUUGAAGAGUUCUUUUUUCCUUGGCAUGUUUCGUGCUCUAUUAUGGUGUAAAUUUGGAUGCGUCCUUUUCACCAGAUUGUUUCACUUGAUUACCUGUCAAGAGACUUUGCCUUAUGGUACUAUAUACUUUACCGGUUA